Rana temporaria (common frog) is the source of this 1784-nucleotide messenger RNA. Its product is annotated as general transcription factor II-I repeat domain-containing protein 2B-like. Lineage: Eukaryota; Metazoa; Chordata; Amphibia; Anura; Ranidae. Bases 1 to 1659 code for a protein of 552 amino acids. The record is from RefSeq and is a predicted model, not a curated record. The transcript has a single exon.
AUGUCUGCUAAAAAGAGAAAGGUAGAUGCUGAAUGCAGAGUCUUCCAAAAGAAUUGGACUGCUAAGUAUUUAUUUACCGAAAUCAGGGGUAAAGCCGCGUGUUUAGUUUGCGGGGAGCAGAUCGCCGUUUUUAAGGACUACAAUUUGAGUCGGCAUUACGAGACAAAACAUGCUGCAAAAUAUAAAAACUUGACUGACGCAGAAAGGGUGCAGACUUCGGAAGCUUUGCUAGCCAAGUUGCAAAAGCAGCAAGGCUGUUUUACAAAACUUCACGCAGCCAGGGAUGCAGCAACCCAGAGCAGCUUUGUGAUAUCCCACAAAAUCGCGAAAUACAGUAAGCCGUUCUCAGAGGGGGAGUUUAUCAAAGAGUGCUUGGUGGACUCUGCAGCACUAAUAUGCCCUGAAAAAAAAGCGGCAUUUGAGCAAGUCCCGCUGUCCAGGCGAACCGUGACUAGAAGGAUCGAGGACAUUGCGGGGAAUUUGGAGCUUCAGCUGCAACGUGAAGUGGCACGUUUCGACUUUUUCUCCUUGGCUUUGGACGAAAGCUGUGAUGUCCGCGACACAGCCCAGUUACUUGUAUUCGUCCGCGGGAUAACCCCCGAGUUCAAGAUUACGGAGGAGCUGGCAGCAAUGCGGUCGAUGAAAGGAACGACGACAGGGAGUGAUCUGUUCAUGGAGGUAAAUGAGUGCAUGGACAGGCUGGGACUGAAAUGGGACAGACUGACAGGCGUCACAACGGACGGAUGUCCAAAUCUCACCGGAAAAAAUGUCGGACUUUUGAAACGUAUGCAAGAUAAAGUGACUGAAAUCGACAUGGAUCAGAAACUGGUAUUUUUGCAUUGUAUUCUACACCAACAUGUGUUAUGCAAAUCAGUGCUAAAAAUUUACCAUGUCAUUGAUGUUGUUACUAAAAUAGUAAACUUCAUCAGGGCAAGAGCAUUGAAACACAGACAGUUUGUCGCACUAUUGGAGGAGCAUGAGACCGAGCAUCGUGACAUCGGCUACCACACAGCUGUCAGAUGGCUCAGUCUGGGAAAAGUGCUAAAAAGAGUCUGGGACCUGAAAGCAGAGAUUCGGGAGUAUUGUGAGAAGAAAGGCAAAGACUUCCCUGAGCUCUCAGAUGAGGACUGGAUGGCAGAUUUUGCAUUUUCUGUUGAUGUGACUGCACAGAUGAAUGAACUGAACACCAAACUGCAAGGCAAGGGCCUUUUUGUUCAUGAAAUGCACAGCCUGGUGAAGGCUUUCAUGACAAAGUUACAGUUUCUUUCAAGACAACUGGAGAGCAAUAAUAUAACUCACAUGCAAACCCUGAAAGAAGUCACACCACCAGCUGAUCACCUCCGCAGGUACUCAUCCAUGUUGGGAGCAUUGCAUGGUGAGUUUUCAAGGCGAUUUGAAGAUCUCAGACAAAUCGAAGACAAAAUGUGCCUGAUUUCCUCUCCCUUUACCUGCAGUGUGGAUAAUGCACCCAGUGAUGUUCAACUGGAACUCAUCGACCUGCAGUCUGAUGCAGUACUGGCAGAGCACUUUAAGUCAAGAUCUCUGCUAGAUUUCUACUCUUCUCUCAAGGAGGAGAACUUUCCAAACAUGAGGAGACGUGCUCAGAAGAUGUUGGUUCUCUUUGGCUCUACAUACGUAUGUUUGAAAGAGAGGGGAUGACAAUAUCCUCACAUGUAGUGUGCAUGUGGAUAUUAUAAAGUUAAGAAAGAGUGCCACGUCCUAAUAUAAAUGAUAAAGGAGAUAACUAAGGGCUAGUUUUUGGACUUUUUAGGCACAGUUUGGUU